Molecule: messenger RNA, 1240 nt
Organism: Thalassophryne amazonica
Lineage: Eukaryota; Metazoa; Chordata; Actinopteri; Batrachoidiformes; Batrachoididae
Gene: ubfd1
Product: ubiquitin family domain containing 1
Exons: 7
Coding region: 59-922 (287 amino acids)
Molecular function (GO): cadherin binding; RNA binding
Source: RefSeq, a predicted model, not a curated record
UUUUGCCCUUCGUGGUACUCUCCGCGCCGCUAAACCUAACCGAUUGUACACAAUCAUCAUGGCGAGCCUAGAUGGAGGUGAAGAAGUGCUAAUGGACACUGAGGCCCAGCCAAAAGAAGUUGAACCAGUAGAGGAAAAUACAGAAAAAACAGAGACUGAAAGUUCUGAUCACACAGAUGCAGUAAACGCCACAACUCAGGACUCUAGUAUUAGCAAUGGGGACGAUGCCGAUGACAAACAGGAGAAAGUGGAUUUGAAGAUUAUCUGGAACAAAAAUAAAUAUGAUCUGAAAAUUCCUGUUGAUAGCACCGGAGCCAAAUUAAAGGAGAGGAUCCAUUCACUCACUGGUCUUCCACCGGCAAUGCAGAAGGUCAUGUACAAAGGACUGCUACCAGAGGACAAGACGCUACGUGACCUAAAAAUUACAAAUGGUGCAAAAGUAAUGGUGGUAGGAUCUACGAUAAAUGAUGUAUUAGCUGUGAACACACCCAAAGAGGUAAUUCAGCAGGAAGUUAAAGCUGAAGAAAACAAGAAAGAGCCUUUAUGCAGGCAAAAGCAACACAGGAAAGUUUUGGACAAAGGUAAGCCAGACGACAUAAUGCCGGCUAUUAAAGGAGCAAAGGAGCGAUUACCAACAGUGCCUUUAUCCGGAAUGUACAACAAGUCCGGAGGAAAAGUUAGACUCACUUUCAAAUUGGAGCAAGAUCAGUUGUGGAUUGGAACUAAGGAGAGAACGGAGAAAGUCCCAAUGGGCUCCAUUAAAAACGUAGUGUCUGAACCCAUCGAAGGCCAUGAGGACUAUCACAUGAUGGCUUUUCAGCUGGGUCCAACGGAAGCCUCUCAGUAUUGGGUCUACUGGGUGCCUGCACAGUUUGUGGAUGCAAUCAAAGACACAGUCCUUGGGAAAUGGCAGUAUUUCUAAUGUGCCUCUUUUAAGACAAUGCUGAACUGAUGGAGAGAAGAGGAGCUAAUGAAAAAUCAAACUGGAGACAACAGUGAGGCUUAACGAACUCCUUCUUGGAUUAUAUUAGAAUGAAACAGACAGAUACCUGUGGACUAACCAGAUCCAUUUUAGGUUUAAAAAACAAAAAAUACAGCACUAUGUGGCAGCAUAUUUCUCAAACCUGUCAAUCAUACAAGGUUUUCAGAAAAUCCAAGGGACAACAAAGAUAUAAUUGUACAGAAAUUGCUAACACUUUUCUUCAGUUAUUCGUAAAGAAAUAAAUCUUAUUUAAACAAA